Messenger RNA from Ipomoea nil (Japanese morning glory), 2525 nucleotides. Its product is annotated as two pore calcium channel protein 1A-like. Gene Ontology annotation, biological process: transmembrane transport; calcium ion transport. The coding region runs from base 196 to 2403 and encodes 735 amino acids. Gene Ontology annotation, cellular component: plant-type vacuole; vacuolar membrane. Gene Ontology annotation, molecular function: calcium ion binding; voltage-gated calcium channel activity. The record is from RefSeq and is a predicted model, not a curated record. Lineage: Eukaryota; Viridiplantae; Streptophyta; Magnoliopsida; Solanales; Convolvulaceae. The transcript is spliced from 24 exons.
AAUCACUCAUCAAGGCAUAACUCCCACGUCGAUUCUGCAGUUUUCACGUUGGGCCAGCUGAACAUAAUUUUAUAUCUCUGGCCUAAAUGAUUAUUGUUUGGCAUUACUUGCUGCUCAUAAGCACUGCUGCUACUUUGUUUCCUACCUGGGGAAGAAACCGUUAAGUUUCAGACUUCAGAGAGAGAGGAUUGGAAGAUGGAGGCGGCUCUGCUGGGUGAAGAGGGCGGUGGCUCCACUGCACGUUGGCUCUACCGGAGAGGUGGCUUCAAUCGUCGCUCCGAUGCUAUUGUCUACGGCUCGUCUUACCAGAAGGCCGCUGCUCUUGUUGAUCUUGCUGAAGAUGGGGUUGGUAUACCUGAGGAAAUCCUUGAGCAACCAAACUUUUCAAGUUCUGCAAAGCUAUACUUCAUUUUUACAAAUUUUGAUUUACUGUGGUCCCUAAAUUAUUUCGCUUUAAUUGUCUUGAACUUCCUCGAGAAACCGUUGUGGUGUUCCAAGCAGUCGUCGCAUUCUUGUAGUGACAGAGAGUACUACUUUCUAGGGCAGCUGCCUUACUUGACAGGCACCGAAUCACUCAUAUAUGAGGUUGUUACUCUUGUAAUUCUCGUGACACAUGUUUUGUAUCCAAUAUCAUAUGAAGGUUUCCAGAUCUACUGGAAAAAUGUCUUCAAUAAGCUGAAGGUCACAUUGUUGUUAGUUUUUAUUGCGGAUCUGGUGGCAUACGUUUUGGCUCUAGCUGGAGUAUAUUAUCUUCCAUUCAGAGUUGCACCGUAUCUCCGGGUUGCAUUUUUCAUUUUAAAUAUCAGGGAGUUGAGGGACAGCAUCUACAUCCUUGCUGGAAUGUCUCUUACCUAUCUUAAUGUCAUGGUUCUGUCACUUCUGUUUCUUCUGUUCUCUAGCUGGUUAGGAUAUGUCAUCUUUGAGGACACCCUGCAGGGGAAGACUGUAUUUACUUCAUACGGCAAAACAUUGUAUCAAAUGUUUGUUUUAUUUACUACAUCUAAUAACCCCGAUGUGUGGAUUGCUGCAUACAAGGAGUCACGAUGGUAUUGCCUGUUUUUUGUUCUAUACGUGCUAUUGGGUGUGUACUUCGUCACCAAUUUGAUACUUGCUGUUGUAUAUGAUUCCUUCAAGUGUGAGCUUGUGAAACAAGUGGCUCAUAAGGAUAGCGUGAGGCUGAGGAUAUUGAAGAAAGCAUUUAGUUUGAUUGAUCAAGAUAACUCUGGAUUUCUCAACAAAAAACAAUGUAUCCGUCUUUUUGAGGAACUGAACAAUUACAGGACAUUGCCACGGAUAUCGAGAGAGGAUUUUGAGCUAAUAUUUGAUGAGUUGGAUGAUACCCGUGACUUCAAGGUUGAUUUGGGUGAAUUUUCGGAUCUAACCAAAGCGAUUGCACUAAAAUUUCAGAAGGAGGAUUCUCUACCAUGUUUUGAGAGAUAUUCGAAUAUCUACCAUUCACCGGCAUCAGAGAAGUUGCGGGACUUUGUAAGAAGCUCCAAGUUUGAAUACACAAUAGUGUUCAUUCUCGUCAUCAAUUUUGUUGCUGUUGUGAUUGAGAGCACGCUCGAUAUAGCGGAUAGUUCAGCUCAAACCUUUUGGCAGAAGAUAGAGUUUGUCUUUGGUUGGCUCUACGUGGUUGAGAUGGCUUUAAAAAUCUACACUUAUGGGUUUGAGAACUAUUGGAGGAUUGGCCAAAACCGCUUUGAUUUCGUUAUCACUUGGGUGAUAGUUAUUGGAGAAACGGCUACUUUUGCUGCUCCCAAUGGGCUGACCUUUCUAUCAAACGGAGAAUGGAUCCGGUAUCUUCUUAUUGCAAGAAUGCUACGGCUAAUUAGGCUCUUGUUGCAAGUUCGAAGCUAUCGUGCCUUUGUUGCCACGUUUUUGACUCUCGUGCCAAGCCUUAUGCCAUACUUGGGGACAGUAUUCUGUAUUUUAUGCAUCUAUUGCUCUCUUGGCUUGCAGAUCUUUGGAGGGCUUGUCAAUUCUGGGAAUUCGAAAUUGAAAGAAACUGAUCUUGCUGAUAAUGACUACUUGCUUUUCAACUUCAACGAUUACCCAAAUGGAAUGGUGACUCUUUUCAAUUUAUUGGUGAUGGGAAACUGGCAACUUUGGAUGCAGAGUUACAUAGAUUUAACCGGGACGUGGUGGACUUGCAUCUACUUUGUCAGCUUUUAUGUCAUAUCUGUAUUGUGGCUAUUGAAUUUGAUCAUAGCGUUCGUCUUGGAGGCUUUCCAAGUUGAGAUGGAGCUGGAAACUGCAGCAAUGUCUGGGAAUGGAGAAGAAGAGGAAGAAACAGGAAAGCGGCGGCCACGUACUGUCGGAGCAAAGACACGAAGUCAGCGAGUGGAUGCGCUACUCCAUCAUAUGCUCAGCUCUGAGCUAACGGAAAGCUCCACCUCAUAACAGCUUUGUCAUUGCUUCAAGAAUACGAAAGGGAUAAACCAAACGUCAAUCAUCUUAUUUUCAGAUGUAAAUUUUUCAAUAUGAUUUUUAUAGUAAAUAAAUAAAUGUUUGGUGGUAAGUAA